AAUUGAGAAUCUUCAUUAUCGACAAUUUGGCGUAAAGAGAACUUUCGAUCAAUAAUUUCUUUCGUGCUACUGAAUUGCGAAAAAAGAACGGAAACAUGUCGUUCCUGUAUAAUUUGGUGUUCAAGCGAACCUCCACAUUCGCUGUGGGUAUCUUAGCAUCUGUGUUCUUCUUCGAAAGAGGAUUCGAUGUGGCAGCGGAUGCCUUAUUUGAAAGCCAUAACAAGGGGAAACUGUGGAACGACAUCAAACACAAACAUGAAUAGAUGAGUACCGGGGCGAGGAACGGACACUAGUGAAAAAUGAAAAGAUGAUUGUAAUCGAUCGUUGAAAUAAAUUUAAUUGAAACUAAUCGGA
Molecule: messenger RNA, 354 nt
Organism: Bradysia coprophila
Lineage: Eukaryota; Metazoa; Arthropoda; Insecta; Diptera; Sciaridae
Gene: ox
Product: ubiquinol-cytochrome C reductase complex subunit oxen
Biological process (GO): mitochondrial electron transport, ubiquinol to cytochrome c
Cellular component (GO): respiratory chain complex III
Source: RefSeq, a predicted model, not a curated record